Molecule: messenger RNA, 558 nt
Organism: Eruca vesicaria subsp. sativa (arugula)
Lineage: Eukaryota; Viridiplantae; Streptophyta; Magnoliopsida; Brassicales; Brassicaceae
Source: the annotation of a GenBank genome assembly
AUCCAAAUUUAACAUUAUCAAGUAAUCAAUUAAGUGCAAGAAAAAAAAAAGGAAGAAAGCAAAAGCUACCGAAAUGGCAAAGACCCUCAAUACCAUGUGCUUCACCACUCUUUUGCUCGUUGUCUUGUUAAUUUCCACCGAAAUCUCGAAGAGCGAGGCGAACUCGAACUGUAAUCAGUUUUUAGGCGAAGCCCCAGUGCAUCCAUGUAAGGAAAGAGCUUGUAAGAAAGUAUGUAGGGAACAUUACUACAACUCGUGUAAAGGAGAGUGUGAGAAGCAUGACUAUGAAGAGCAUUGCCACUGCUACGGAAAGUACUGAAAACCACAUAAAAAUAAAACCUUGCGAAUGGAAAAAAACAAAUAAGAUCUUAUAUAUUUAUAAUGUAAGUGUGGUAUGUUCGAUAUAGUAAGGGAUAUAUCAUAUAUGUUCAAGCUGUUUGCUAUAAAUAAAAUGAAGAAUAUUGAUCUUCUAAGUUUAUAAUAAGAUAGAUGUCAAAAAAAGUUUAUAAUAAAAUCAUGUUGUAUGCUGUUUCGUAUUAAUAAUAAACUAUACUUUUG